CGCUCAAAAGAAAAGAAAAAAAAAAAAACAGAUUCACGAAUAACGGACGUUCUCCUCCUCCUCCUCUCUCUCUCUCUCUCUCUCACACUGAGUACCCCACAAUAUCCUCGACCCAUCUCUUUCCUUAUUAUGAUUUUGCCUGUCUCAUACUCCUAAUUCUCCAAAACCCUAACCCUAAUUGUUAGCCACAUCUUUUUAUUACCUAGGUUUUGGUUGCUAAUGGCGCCUCCGAUGAAAUCGAGUAAGCAGGAUGAUUCCGAGAACCCCUCUAAUAAUCUUUGGGUAGGGAACUUGGCUAGCGAUGUCACCGAUUCCGAUCUCAUGGACCUUUUUGCUCAGUACGGAGCGCUCGACAGCGUCACAUCAUACUCGUCACGGAGCUAUGCGUUUCUGUUUUUUAAGCGCAUGGAGGACGCUAAGGCUGCCAAGGACGCUCUGCAAGGGACACUUCUUCGUGGGAAUCCCAUUAAGAUCGAGUUCGCGCGACCGGCUAAACCUUGUAAGCAUCUAUGGGUGGGUGGAAUUAGCCCUUCUGUUUCGAAGGAAGAACUAGAAGAAGAAUUUCUUAAGUUUGGGAAAAUUGAGGACUUCAAGUUUCUUAGAGAUCGAAAUACUGCCUUCAUUGAAUUUUUCAGACUUGAAGAUGCUUCCCAAGCAAUGAGAAACAUGAAUGGUAAGCGUCUGGGAGGUGAGCAGAUACGUGUAGAUUUUCUUCGAUCGCAACCUUCAAGAAGGGAACAGUGGCCCGAUUCCAGAGAUGGACAAUUUCAGGGCAGGAGCAUAGGUCCGGCUGAUUUUCAUUCUUUUCAAAGAAGACAGCUGUAUUCUCAAGCUCCGGGGGGACGAAAAGGAGAUGGCCAGCCGAGUAAUGUUUUGUGGAUAGGUUACCCUCCUUCUCUUCAGAUUGAUGAGCAAAUGCUGCAUAAUGCAAUGAUUUUGUUUGGAGAGAUUGAAAGAAUUAAAAGUUUCCCUGAGAGACAUUACUCUUUUGUGGAAUUCAGAAGUGUUGAUGAAGCUAGGCGUGCCAAGGAGGGUUUGCAAGGUAAACUUUUCAAUGAUCCUCGAAUUAGCAUUAUGUACUCAAGUAGCGGGUUGGCACCAGCAGGUAAAGGGCCUGGGCCAGAUAUGGUAUUCAACGACCCUUUUCGACCUUUGCAGAUGGAUAUGUAUGGUCCAAAUCAUCCAAUGAUGUCAAAUAAUUUUCCUGGACCACUUCCAGGUAGUGGAAUUCUUGGACCUAAUAUGGCCAUGAGGCCUUUGGGUCAUCAAGGAAGAUUUGAACCGCUGCUUUCAGGCCCUAAGAUUAAUGAUUUGGCAAAUCUUCCUAAUUAUCAGGAUGGUAAUUCCAAAAAUUUAAUGAGUUCAAGUUGGGGAAGGCCAUCUCCUCCUUCAGCUGGUGUGCUGUCUUCUCCUGUGUCAAGCAUUCGUGGAAACACAAGAUCUGCAUCUGGUGCAUGGGAUGUGUUGGAUGUUAACCAUUUUCAGAGGGACUCUAAACGGUCUAGGAUAGAUGGCCCAAUGUCUAUUGAAGAUACUUCUUUUCCAUUAAGAAAACUUGAUGACCAUGGGCUAGGGUUGGAUCAAUCUUAUGUAGUUGGAGCAGUUGAUGGAGGUGCUUCUGGUCCAUUUGGUAAUGUUCAAGGGAAGGGUCUCCUUAGUCCUGUUGGUACAAGGGGUUCAACUGGAGGAGCAGCUCAAGGUCAUUCUGAUGGUGAUUAUGUCUGGCGUGGGAUGAUUGCCAAGGGUGGGACUCCUGUUUGUCAUGCACGUUGUGUCCCAAUUGGAAAAGGAAUAGGAUCUGAGCUUCCUGAAGUUGUCAAUUGCUCUGCUAGAACAGGAUUGGAUAUGUUAACUAAACACUAUGCUGAAGCCAUUGGAUUUGAAAUUGUGUUUUUCUUGCCAGAUAGUGAGGAAGAUUUUGCUUCUUACACUGAAUUUCUUCGUUAUUUAGGUGCCAAAAGUAGGGCUGGUGUUGCCAAGUUUGAUGACGGGACCACCUUAUUUUUAGUACCUCCUUCAGAAUUUUUAACAAAGGUUUUGAAAGUUGUUGGUCCUGAACGCCUAUAUGGCGUUGUUCUUAAAUUUCCACAAGUUUCUAGUAGCACCUUGGGGCAGCAACCGGCUCACCUGCCUAUUCCUUCACAGUAUACUGAUAGACAACAGAAUCCUUCUCAAAUGGAGUAUGGUGUUGUUUCAUCAAAGGAGGAACGAGUUAUGCCAAUGGAUUAUGGAAGGGUUUUGCACGAGGAAUCUAAGCUUCCCAUAAAACAAUUUUUUCCACCUACAAGUGAGUCGCCCAGAUUGCAAUCAGUAUCACAAGAUUAUGCGCCUAAUAAUACUGGAGCAUUAUCACAAGCUGGAGUUGCAUUGACGCCUGAGCUGAUUGCGACUCUAGCAUCCUUUAUGCCUGCAAAUGCUCAGUCUUCUGCUCCAGAGAAUGCAAAACAAUUGGGCCCAACAAUUCGGCCUUCACUUCCUCCUGGUCAACUGAAUAAAUUAAUUCCUCCUGGAUGGAAACAAGAUCAUCAUCAAGCUUAUGACCAUACAGGGCAUGGAUUACAACAAUUGGGUAGUCAGUUUAAUCCUCAGGGACAGAACCUCUCGCAACUGCAGUCUUAUCCAUCUCUUUCAAAUACACACAGCCACUCUGCACAACAACACCAUGGUAGCACUCAGUUCCAAGACUCUAGUUUAAAUCAGUCACUGCAGUCUAGGCCUCUGAGUAACUUUCCAGUACCUUCUCAAGGUGGACAAACCAGCGCAUCCCCACGUGUUACCCAAUAUCAGGCACAUGGAACAGAUGCUUCUGGGUUGUACCAUCCUACUGUUUCCCAACAACUUUCCAAUCCUGUGAAUUUUUCUAGUCAGUCUUAUGGUGGUAAUGCUGUGCAAUCACAAAGUGUGCCGUUAGCUUCUGACACGGUAAAUGCAGAAGUUUCAAAUCAGGUGCAGCAGCUGCAGUCAAUCAUUGGGGCGGGUCAGAGCACAUCAGAGGGUGAAGUUGAUAAAAACCAGCGUUAUCAAUCAACAUUGCAGUUUGCAGCAAACCUGCUUCUUCAGAUUCAGCAGCGGCAGCAGCAGCAGCAUGUUGGUGCUCAAGCAGGGCGGGGUUCUGGAAGUCAGCAAUGAAAUAGCUACAUCUAGGUAUGGGGUGUGUGAGACCCUUUUAAAUUACUCGAAAGCUGGAUUGUUUUUCUACGCAACGUUCGCAGCAGGUUUUUAAAUACAUUCCAAUCCAAUCAACCAGUAACCACAACCACAGGACGUCUCAAAGUUUUGGGGCUUGUUUUUUUUUUAUUAUAACCUUCUCUCUUAGGACAACGUAACAAUGGCGUUUUUUUUUGUUCAUUUGCUUUAAUCAUCUUUGGUUUUGUGUAUAUUGUUCUGUUUCCUCUCGAAACGACAUCUUUCUUUCCCAUUAAUUAAUUUUUUAUUUUUUGUUUUUACACAAAA
This is a messenger RNA of Cannabis sativa, 3453 nucleotides long. Its product is annotated as flowering time control protein FPA. The transcript is spliced from 6 exons. Gene Ontology annotation, molecular function: RNA binding. Lineage: Eukaryota; Viridiplantae; Streptophyta; Magnoliopsida; Rosales; Cannabaceae. Bases 220 to 3129 code for a protein of 969 amino acids. The record is from RefSeq and is a predicted model, not a curated record.